Molecule: messenger RNA, 1480 nt
Organism: Juglans microcarpa x Juglans regia
Lineage: Eukaryota; Viridiplantae; Streptophyta; Magnoliopsida; Fagales; Juglandaceae
Product: biotin carboxyl carrier protein of acetyl-CoA carboxylase-like
Exons: 10
Coding region: 373-1227 (284 amino acids)
Source: RefSeq, a predicted model, not a curated record
AAACCCCGCGUACGUUAGCGAGUACGAGCACCAGAACGUGGAGGGUGGUGUGGGGGCGGACAUUUCGAAGCUCAACCUCUGCCAAGUUCCAACUGCACUAAACCAACCAACCUAUCUCACAAUAAAACGCCAUUUCCGUCUUCUCGAUUUUGCCCCCAUAAUUCCCUAUAUAUCCCCCUCUUUUGUUUCGAUUCCUUCAUUUCCUUCUUCGUUUUCGUUUCCUCCUCUCGUUUUCGAUUCCCUUCGUUUUGAUUCGGUUUCUCUUCCAUGGAGUCUGCCGCUCUUCUCCGAUCCUUUCACUUUAUGAUUUUUAACCUGUGAAUUGAUGGAGGGGUUCUGGUUGCAAAGUUAAACAUCAUAACAGGACGAGAGAUGGGAUACAGGUACACUCGUAGUUCUGUUGUUGGAACUACUUCACACGUGUGCUCUUCACUUGAGAAGCCUAGUCUGCUACGCAUAUAUAAUGCUAGCUGGCCUAUUUCAAGUAAAUCAUGCAUUCAAGGAUCAACAAUUAGUGGGAAGCCCUUUGUUUCAUCAACGAAGCGGAAGGGAAUGGUUGUAUCAUCUGUGAAGACAUCUGAAGCUACAGAAACAUCUAAGUCCGAUGUUUCUUCACAUAGUGUUAUUCAAGGCUCAUUGGAGAAGAAGGCUCCACUCAGUGCUACUUUUCCUAAUGGAUUUGAGGCACUGGUACUAGAAGUCUGUGAUGAGACAGAAGUUGCUGAGCUGAAACUAAAGGUUGGAGAUUUUGAAAUGCAUCUGAAGCGGAACAUUGGAGCCACAGCAGCUCCUAUGUCCGGAAUGUCACCAAUUACACCACCACCUGUUCCAACUAAACCCAUGGUUGAAUCAGCACCUGUAGCCCCACCACCAUCACCAUCAAAGGCUCCUAGUCCAUUUACAAAUGUGCCCGUGGAGAAGUCUUCAAAGUUACUAGCAUUGGAGGCUUCUGGAUCAAGUGGAUAUGUCCUAGUAUCAUCCCCAACAGUUGGCUCAUUUAGAAGGGGCAGAACGGUGAAAGGGAAGAAGCAACCUCCUAUAUGUAAAGAGGGUGAUGUAAUAAAGGAAGGACAAGUAAUUGGAUAUUUGGAUCAGUUUGGCACUGAACUUCCUGUGAAGUCAGAUAAGGCUGGAGAAAUCUUAAAGCUCCUCUUUGAUGAUGGAGAAGCUGUUGGCUACGGAGACCCUCUAAUUGCUCUUUUACCGUCGUUUCAUGGUAUCCAGUGAGCUCUCCCCAAUCCGUGGCUAUUCCCAGAUAAUCAUUGUUGUUGGAGAGAUGUGAGGAUUGAAGUUUUUUUUUUUUUUUGGUUGUCCUGGAGUCAUGUUAUUCUUUCCAUCUUUUGCGUCUUUACCUCGACUGAAGUAGGGGACUCUAGUGUAGUAGGUGCUGUGUUCUUGAUAUUUCUUGCAGUUGAAUUGGCUGUAGAUUCGGGAACAAUUAUUUUAAGCAUUAGGUAUUGAGAAAUGGUUUGUUCUGUCA